CCUCUCAUGAAUUUUCCAUUUAGUCCACUUAAAUUUGAGUUCCCAUCCCAGUUUUCCCAAAUUCAUGGAAAUUCAAAAUCCCAGCAAGAGACGUCAUGGAGAAGAUUCUCCUCUCUCCGUCUACAAGAAACGGAAACCCAUCACAAGAACUGGGUUUCUCUAUUUACGAUCUCUCUCUCCUUUGAUUUUUCCGAGCGCCGAAUCUAUUUGUAACUCGGUCUGUCUCCGAUCGGAUCGGCUGUAUACCUUCGGUCGCAAAAACCCAUUUUGCCAAAUCGUGAUUAAAGAUCACCACAUCAGCAAGCGGCAUUGCCAGAUUUUCUUUGAUAGCUUUGACCGCAGGAUUUUUAUUGUAGAUGGGUUCUUUUCAUCUUCUGUUUCUGAUUUGUGUGAGAUUCGGAGAUGGUUACGACAUCGAUUGGAUCAGAACAGAACGUGGGUGGGUAUUGUUAGGCCUUCUUUGAAUGGGGUUUUUGUCAAUGGGUGUAGGAUUGAAAUAGGCGGUAUUGUGGAGUUGUUUGUUGGAGAUGAGGUUUCUUUUGUUUGCAGAAAUCAACCCGAUCGGAUUGUGUUUGCUGUUGAAAGGAGUGUUUUUACAGAGGAGAUAGCAUUGGGACAUUCUGAUGCAGGCAACUUGCUCGAUUUAAAGGCAGACAGGACUUUUAAGGAUUUUAGUCUCUGUAGGCGGGGACAUGAGGAAGUGAUUGUUAGAGCAUCAUUUCUUUUAAAUAAAUGUAGAGGGAUAUUGCAAAGUGUUGAUCCUCUAUUGUACAUUCGGAAUUGCAUGAAUUUGGAUCAAAAUAAGGAAAUCACAGUGCAUGAAAAUGGGUUUUCUGUUGUUAGUCAAAAGGAACACUUUCAAGAUCCACAGCUAUGUAAAAUGACGGAUAUUUCUUCUUCAAGUCAUUGGGGAAAAAAUGGUCUUUGUACAUUGAAUACUGAAUUGAAUUUGGUAAAUGGAAGAGUGGAUGUGGUGAAGACCAAUUCUGUUAUUCCUCAGCCUGAGAGAGUUCUGGUUUCUGAAAAUUGCUCAAACCAGAUCACUAAAUCAAUGGUUUCAAAGAAAAUGCAGUCAGUUUGCUUCUCUAAUGACCCUUUACUAGAAAGGGACUACAUAGGAAAUUGUAAGAAGAAAUCUACCAGUAAACCCAAGGACUGCCAAUUGGAUUCUGUUGAAAAGAUUCAUCAAAAUGAUUGUGAUUUACAUUCUAUAAAAGACACAGGAAUUGGUUAUUCUUCAGCUGGGAAAACAUUCUUUCUCAACCGCCUCGAGUUUAUGAAAUAUGGUUGGUCAGAUCAGCAUACUGUUGUUUCCUUGCCGCAGCUUGUUUACCCAGUAGAGAGCCUCUUACGCAUAUUUGUUGCAACUUUUACAAGCGAUGUUGCAUGGUUUUUGUCUUGCUGUGAAGUGCCCAAUCUUCUUCCAAUAACAAUUGCCUGUCAUAACAAGGAGAGAUGCUGGAGUGCCAGUCAUGAUAAAAGAACCACAGCACCUUAUCCAGAUUAUCCAAACUUAAUAUUACUUUAUCCCCCCUUUCCUGAGGUUAUAGCCUUUGGUAAAGACCGCAAGAAACAAGGUGUUGCAUGCCAUCAUCCAAAACUGCUUGUUUUGCAAAGAGAGGAUAGUAUCCGUGUCAUUGUUACAUCAGCCAAUUUAGUUUCAAAGCAGUGGAAUAAUGUGACCAAUACUGUCUGGUGGCAAGAUUUUCCUCGUAGAACCACGCCUGAUUAUUCAUCUCUUUUCACCCAACUUUCCUUUGGAGAAACAAGUGAAGAGCUGAAAUCUGAUUUUGCUGCUCAGCUAGCUGGAUUUUUGGCUGCUCUUAUAGCUGAUGUUCCUAGCCAGGCUCAUUGGAUCUCAGAGUUGACAAAGUAUGACUUUGGAGGGGCUGUUGGUCACCUUGUUGCUUCCGUACCAGGAAUGCAUAUGAAAAAUCCACCUUAUCCUUCAGAGCCUAUGCAUGUCUUAUCUGGCAAUCAGAUUGCAUGUCCAAGGUCAACUGCCAUGAAGUUCCUUGGUUCUGUUGAAGCAUCUGUGGUAGGUUUAAGCCACCGUUUUCAUACUGCAGCUGAUUCAAAUGGCGCACAGCUGAAGACACUGGCUGCUUUCCUUGGACGAUGCAGAGAAAAUGGCUAUGGAAUGUCAGAAGUUAUCUUGAAAAGAUAUGCUAAUAUACCUGCAGAUGCAAAUGCAGUGAGUGUUCUUGUUUGUGACCUAGAUGAAUUCUCAGAGGGAGAUUACAUACAACUUGGUUUUCUGCCAAGAAAUGUUGCAAAGUGGGUAGCUCCUUUGUGCGAUGCCAGCUUUUUCAGUUUCUCUGCAUGUAUUUAUCCUAAAGAAGCCCUUGCAGCUGCAUUAGGAGGAAGCAACACCAAAGUACAACUGAUAUUGUAUGUUUCACAGGGGCCUAAUUUUUCAGAAAUUUCAAGGUUCAUACAACCUGAACAUGUUCCUGCUAUAUGCUCCCUUCUUGCAUCAGUACAGAGAUGCGUAGGCCUUUGGAGGUUACAAGAGGUGUUGUGUCGAUACAAGUGGCCAGAGUCCCUAGAGACUGAUUUUAUAUAUGGUGCAUCCUCAAUUGGAACAUCAAUCAAUGCACAAUUUCUAGCUGCAUUUUCAGCAGCAGCAGGGAAAAAGUCAAACCAAUUCUCCGAGUCUGAAGAGUCUGAUCCAGAGUGGGGUCGUUGGAAUGCCAGUCAUGAGUUGAGAAGUCCAUCAAUAAGGAUUAUAUUCCCCACCAUUAAAACAGUGAGCAAUGGUUCUUGUGGAAUCUGGCCAUACAGAUGCUUGCUUUCUUUCCCUGAGAAAACGUGGCAGAGAUUGAGAACUGCAGGCAUAUUCCAUGAUGCAAUUCCGCAUCCAAAUGACAGAGUAGGAUACCCAAUGCAUGUCAAGGUAGCACGAAGACGCUUUCAGUCCAAUACAGGUGCGCUCUCCUUUGGGUGGAUAUAUUGUGGUUCCCAUAACUUCAGCCCAGCUGCCUGGGGGCAACCAAUAUCCCCUUCAUCCAACACUAUUGUGGGUCCAGCUGUUGCAGCUUCUGAUUUGGGUUCAAGGCUAUACAUUUGCAACUACGAGCUCGGCAUCAUUUUCAUUGUCCCGCCACCAGACAUUAUAUCAAAAGAUGCUGGUGAAAAGAGUCUAGACUUGGAUGAUAUAAUUCUGCCAUUUGUUGUGCCUGCACCAAAAUAUGGGUAUGGAGAUAGGCCUGCAACAGCGCAGGCCAUGCGAGAGGCUUUGGCUGAGGUUACUAAGCUAGAGAAAGAAAAAUCUGCAGCAAUGACAGUCAUGGAUGAUCUCGUGGAUGAGGAAAUCCCAGAUGAAGAAGAAGAAAUGGGAGAGGCAGCUGAAUAUGUUGCCAAAGAGAACGAGGAUGAGAAGGUUUAUGCGGAGACUCUAUGGAGCCAAGUUGAUUCAUCAGAGAGCUGAUACGUCCAAUUUUAAGGGUGGGCCCAUUUUACACCCACCCUAACUGAUAAAUACACCCUUUCUUUGGUACUGGUAACACAAUAGUACAGCUUUGUACUGUUCUAUUGCCAAAAGGAGUGUCAUCAGUCGACGUGGUUGUCGAUGUUGAUUGCCAAAUUUUAACAGCAUCGGCUUAAUUGCUGGAAUUGGUGAUCGGACCGGCAAGCGGAAGUGGAAAAUAAGCUAUUACACUUCUGGGUGCUUAGGAAAUGCAUUGUUCCAUGCAGAAACAGCAUUCUUUGUAGAUUCCAGUGAGGUUAGCUACAUUCAUCAAAGGGUAAGAGUUUCAUCCGAACCCAAUACAGCCCAAUACAGUUUCAUCCAUGAACAAUACAGGUGUAUUGCCCCAAAACUGCCUGAUGCAGGGUGACACAACUGGGUUAUGAUGGUGACCAUUACACUACAUUGAAACGAAUACUCAAACCCUUUCAUUCAGUUUGCUGAAUUACAUUUGAAUCGGAAUUGUACAAUAUUUUAUGCCACCUGUGUAAAUUGAUUGACAAGAGGAAUUUAUUCCAUUUAAUAUUAUUGAACAGGAUCAAUUAUUCUGUUGAA
Messenger RNA from Magnolia sinica, 4024 nucleotides. RefSeq lists its product as uncharacterized. Bases 65 to 3430 code for a protein of 1121 amino acids. Gene Ontology annotation, molecular function: nucleic acid binding; hydrolase activity, acting on acid anhydrides, in phosphorus-containing anhydrides; phosphoric diester hydrolase activity. Gene Ontology annotation, cellular component: nucleus. NCBI's taxonomy places the organism in Eukaryota, Viridiplantae, Streptophyta, Magnoliopsida, Magnoliales, Magnoliaceae. Gene Ontology annotation, biological process: DNA repair. The record is from RefSeq and is a predicted model, not a curated record. The transcript is spliced from 12 exons.